Prunus armeniaca (apricot) is the source of this 234-nucleotide messenger RNA. The record is from the annotation of a GenBank genome assembly. Lineage: Eukaryota; Viridiplantae; Streptophyta; Magnoliopsida; Rosales; Rosaceae.
AUGAGUGGCGGAGAUCUCCGCAGACCUCCUCAAGUUCUCAACUUUCAGGUCCUUCACCGUCGUCCGAUGUCAAAACAGAUCUCUGGCCAUUUUCUAGAGAAUGGGUUUUGGCAGAAACCUCCAUUUCUAUUUGGUACAUCACGUUGUUGUAGGAGCAGGAUUGAAUUCUUGAACCUUCUAGACGCUAGCUUUUCUAUGUUUUUGCCUCCAACUAUUUUGGCUCCGUCGCCUUAA